This is a messenger RNA of Mugil cephalus (flathead mullet), 2010 nucleotides long. It is a transcript of the gene yy1a, whose product is annotated as YY1 transcription factor a. Gene Ontology annotation, molecular function: DNA-binding transcription factor activity, RNA polymerase II-specific; RNA polymerase II cis-regulatory region sequence-specific DNA binding. The coding region runs from base 264 to 1316 and encodes 350 amino acids. Gene Ontology annotation, biological process: regulation of transcription by RNA polymerase II. The record is from RefSeq and is a predicted model, not a curated record. Gene Ontology annotation, cellular component: transcription regulator complex; PcG protein complex. Lineage: Eukaryota; Metazoa; Chordata; Actinopteri; Mugiliformes; Mugilidae. The transcript has 5 exons.
CUUAAAACGAGGUAGCUCUAGCAUAUACAUACUUCAUAUAUUCCGAAUAAAUAAGUUUCUUGAAAUAAAGAAAUAAGACGCUUCAAGUAAAGUUUCAACUCCACAAUCAGGUUUGGUCCAAAUCACGCGAGACUUCAUAACUGGAGCGCUGUGGCGACGAGAAUACACCACCGAAGAGAGUUGUUGUCGGAGAGGGAGGAGGAAGGCAAGAGUGUGCAAAAAAAAAAAAUAGCUAAUAAGUAGGGGGAAAUACGGAACUUAACAUGGCGUCGGGGGACACCCUGUACAUAGAAACGGACGGGUCAGAAAUGCCAGCCGAAAUAGUUGAAUUGCACGAAAUCGAAGUAGAGACAAUCGAGACAACAGUUGUUGGAGAGGACGGUGAACACCAGCCUAUGAUCGCCUUACAGCCUCUUGACUCGGAUGAUCCCACCUCGAUUCACCCGCACCAGGAGGUGAUAUUGGUGCAAACAAGAGAGGAGGUGGUGGGCGAGGAUGACUCCGAACUGCACACAGAUGACGGCUUCGAGGACCAAAUUUUAAUCCCGGUGCCCGCCGUGGAGGAGGACUACAUCGAACAGACUCUGGUAACUGUGGCCGGGAAAAGCUCGUCAACAGGCCGGAUGAAGAAGAGUGGAAGCGGAAAGAAAGCGGGCAAAAAGAGCUACCUGAGCGGGGGAGAGAUGGGCAGAAAAUGGGAGCAGAAGCAAGUCCAGAUAAAGACGCUGGAGGGGGAAUUUUCAGUCACUAUGUGGGCAUCGGAUGACAAGAAGGACAUAGACCACGAGGAGCAGAUCACAGGAGAGAACUCUCCUCCGGAUUACUCUGAAUACAUGACGGGGAAGAAGCUCCCACCCGGAGGCAUCCCAGGCAUCGACCUGUCAGACCCCAAACAGCUGGCAGAGUUUGCACGAAUGAAGCCAAGGAAAGUAAAAGAAGACGAUGCGCCCAGGACAAUAGCCUGUCCUCAUAAAGGAUGCAGCAAGAUGUUCAGGGACAACUCGGCAAUGAGGAAACACUUGCAUACCCACGGGCCCCGUGUGCACGUCUGUGCAGAGUGUGGCAAAGCGUUUGUGGAAAGUUCCAAGCUGAAGAGGCAUCAACUUGUACACACAGGAGAGAAACCGUUCCAGUGCACGUUUGAAGGCUGCGGCAAGCGGUUCUCUUUGGACUUUAACUUGCGCACACAUGUGCGUAUUCACACCGGGGACCGCCCGUACGUGUGCCCCUUUGACGGCUGCAACAAAAAAUUCGCCCAGUCGACCAACCUCAAGUCUCACAUCCUCACACAUGCCAAAGCCAAAAACAACCAGUGAGUCAGCCAGGAGCCGGGCUAGCGGCGACACGCUAGCUACACUGGAGGAUUUCACCCGUAUCUCUGCUCCAUGACAAACUAAUGUCCCGUGGCCUGCUUUUUUUUAUGAGAGAAGAAAUACCUCCUGCGUUGCCUCCAGAUGAAGGGUUUGAACGGAGAUAUGACCUCUUUGUGAACUUUUUGCUAUACGGAGGAACUUGUGAGAACCCCGACCCCUUCAGGCCUCCCACGCUACUUUGGCUGCACCCAGAUGGAACAAUUUACGGUUUCUUCUUGUGAAGAGGUUAAUCAUGGAUCUGCCGUAAAAAAACAAAACAAACAAACAAAAAAAAACGUAUUUAUAUACUUUAACACAACCAGUUCAAGUUUUUGAAAUACCUGUCAAAUUUGCAUUGAUCCUCAGCAAUGACACCUUUUCAAUUUUGUACUUUUUCCCCCCCAAGUGUGCAUAUUGUACACUGUUUGACAUAAGCUCUGUGGUAACAUUUGUAGUAAAAUUUUGUCCCAGUAGCUCUUCUUGGAAGAGGGUUUCAGUUUGUUAUACCUCCUUUUUCCUCCUUCGCGUGAGGGGGAGAAUCGGGUGGUCUCUGCAUAUUUUCAUUUUCUACAACGCAAUAUCCAAAUCGUGUAGGUAAUAGCAAUGUGAUUUUUCAAUAGUGAUCACUGAUUAAAAUGUUUUUCCCUUGCACUACCAA